This is a messenger RNA of Telopea speciosissima, 1881 nucleotides long. Its product is annotated as ankyrin repeat-containing protein ITN1-like. The record is from RefSeq and is a predicted model, not a curated record. Gene Ontology annotation, molecular function: protein binding. The transcript has 7 exons. Lineage: Eukaryota; Viridiplantae; Streptophyta; Magnoliopsida; Proteales; Proteaceae. The coding region runs from base 73 to 1875 and encodes 600 amino acids.
AUUACCAUUCUAUCAUGCUUCCCUGCUCGAGUGACUCCACCUUCAACACAGGGACGACUAUCAAUUACCUCCAUGGAAGAAAUAUCGCAAUUACAGACACCUCCCAUAGAAUACGUACCUCUUUACCAAGCAGCAUUAAAAGGUGAUUGGGCUACUGCAAUGGUGUUUCUGCAACGCAAUCCCGGUGCAGUUAGAGCUCCAAUUACAGAUGCACAAGAAACGGCACUUUACAUUGCAGCAGGAGCAAGACAAGUUAAGUUUGUGGAAGAGUUGGUGAAAUUGAUGCAGCCACAUGAUCUCGCAUUGAAAAACAUACAUGAUAAUACAGCCCUGUAUUUUGCGGCUGCAUCAGGAAUCACUCAAAUUGCAAAGGUUAUGGUAACAAAGAAUCCAACUUUACCGGCGAUCCGAGGUAGUAACGGAAGGACACCAUUGUAUAUGUCUGCUUUAUUAGGCCAUCGAGACAUGGUUUGGUAUCUUUACUCUGCAACAGGGGAUACAGUUCUUACAGAGGAUGACAGGAUUUCUCUGCUUAUGACAACCAUUACUACAGAUUUGUUUGAUGUAGCAUUAUACCUCCUAAAGAAGUACCCUUUGUUAGCAAUUGCUCGAGAUGAAAAUGGGGAGACUGCUCUGCAUGCGUUGGCUCGGAAGCCCUCUGCUUUUGCAAGUGGAUGUCAUUUUGGCGUUUGGCAAAGCUUUAUCUACUCAUGUGAACAUGUUGAAUUUUCUAACAUCACAAGAGAUAAGAAGGACCAACAUGUUGCUCCAGUUCAGAGCUUGAAUAGAUGGCUUUGGAAAACCUUGAAGUCAAUAGUUCCAAAUGUCAUGCUGGUUCAUGAUACAAAGGUGAUGAACAUUCAAGCCCUAGAAAUGGUGAAGUUCAUUUGGAAUGAGAUCUUAUCAUUGAAGGGUUGGGAGAUAUCAUCCAUUCUUAGAGAGCCUUCAAGACCACUAUUCACUGCUGCAGAAUUGGGUAUUAUUGAAUACAUAAUUGUGCUUAUUCAAUCUUAUCCUGAUCUAAUUUGGAAAGUCGACAAUGAGCACAGAAGCAUAUUUCAUACAGCAGUUGCAUACCGUCAAGAAAAAAUUUUCAACCUCAUCUAUGAUAUUGGUGCACUCAAGGAUUUAAUAACAUCUUAUGUUGAUUCUAAUAAUAAUAAUAUGCUACAUUUGGCUGCAAAGCUAGCUCCUUCAUCUAGACUCAAUACAAUCUCAGGUGCCGCCCUUCAAAUGCAAAGAGAGUAUCAAUGGUUCAAGGAAGUGGAAAAAAUUGUCCAACCUCUUUACACAGAAAUGAAAAACUCAGACGGGAGAACACCAGCUAUGAUGUUCAGAGAGGAGCAUGCAAAUCUGGUUAAAGAAGGGGAGAAGUGGAUGAAGGAUACAGCAUCAUCUUGCAUGGUUGUAGCCACACUCAUCGCAACAGUGGUGUUUGCUGCUGCCUUUACUGUACCAGGUGGAGAUAAUAACAACAAUGGCAUUCCUAUUUUUAUAAAGGCCAAAUCAUUCAUGGUUUUUGCCAUAUCAGAUGCAUUGGCACUUUUCUCUUCGGCCACUUCAGUUCUGAUGUUUCUAUCUAUUCUUACAUCACGCUAUGCUGAAGAAGAUUUUGCCAAAUCCUUACCAAAACGAAUGAUAAUCGGGCUUGCAACACUCUUCGUUUCUAUAGCAACCAUGAUGAUAGCCUUUAGUGCAACACUUUCUAUUGUUCUUGACAGUAGGAUGGCAUGGGUUGCAAUACCAAUUUCUGUAUUUGCUUUAGUCCCUGUUACGUUGUUCGCUUUGCUACAGUUUCCCCUUUUCAUUGAUAUGAUUCGAUCCACAUAUGGGUUUGGUGUCUUUAAACGAUUGACCAAACCCAUGCUUUAUUAGCUCAUU